AUGAUGGACAUGUCAGAAUUCGGGGAAGCUGCAGCCUUCCUCCGAAAGAGUGAGAAGGAGAUUAUGGUGUUGCAGACUGUGGCCUUUGAUGGGAAGAAGAGAUGCUGGAUUCCAGAUGAUAAGAAAGCUUAUAUAGAAGCAGAGAUAAAAGAAAGUGGAGGUGGCAAAGUCACCGUUGAGACUACAGACGGGAAGACGAUAACUGUGAAGGAAGAUGAUGUUCAACAGAUGAAUCCUCCAAAGUUCGAUAUGAUGGAAGAUAUGGCUAUGCUGACACAUCUGAAUGAGGCAUCUGUCCUACAAAAUUUGAACAGACGCUACACGAACUGGAUGAUCUAUACUUACUCGGGUCUCUUCUGUGUGACAAUAAACCCUUAUAAAUGGCUUCCUGUCUACAAGACUGAGGUUGUUGCGGCUUACAAGGGCAAAAGACGGUCAGAGGCCCCUCCUCACAUCUUCUCCAUUGCAGAUAAUGCAUACCAUGACAUGCUGCGCAAUCGGGAGAACCAAUCAAUGUUGAUUACUGGAGAAUCUGGUGCCGGCAAGACUGUGAAUACGAAACGUGUCAUUCAGUAUUUUGCCACAGUAGCAGCAAUUGGUGAACCUGGGAAAAAGAAUGGGACCUUGGAAGAUCAAAUCAUCCAAGCCAACCCAGCCUUGGAAGCCUUUGGGAAUGCCAAAACCCUGAGAAAUGACAACUCCUCGCGCUUUGGUAAAUUUAUCAGAAUCCAUUUUGGAACCACAGGCAAGCUCUCGUCUGCUGAUAUUGAAAUCUAUCUACUAGAGAAAUCCCGAGUUAUUUUCCAGCAACCAGGAGAAAGGGACUACCACAUCUUCUACCAAAUCUUGUCAGGAAAGAAAGCAGAACUUCAAGACAUGCUACUGGUGUCAACAAACCCAUAUGACUACCACAUCUGCUCGCAAGGUGUAGUUACUGUGGACAAUUUAGAUGAUGGGGAAGAAUUGAUGGCAACUGAUCAAGCCAUGGAUAUUUUGGGCUUUGUUCCAGAUGAAAAAUAUGGUGCCUACAAACUCACAGGUGCUAUUAUGCACUUUGGAAACAUGAAAUUUAAACAGAGACCUAGGGAGGAGCAGGCUGAGGCUGAUGGCACUGAAAGUGCUGACAAAGCUGCUUACCUGAUGGGAGUUAACUCUUCUGAUAUGAUUAAGGGUUUGGUGCAUCCUAGAGUGAAAGUUGGAAAUGAGUAUGUGACGAAAGGCCAAAGUGUAGAACAGGUUAGCUAUUCGGUUGGUGCCUUGUCCAAGGCAGUAUAUGACAGAAUGUUCAAGUGGCUGGUUACCCGCAUCAAUAAGACCUUGGACACUAAGUUACCAAGACAGUUCUUCAUUGGGGUGCUGGACAUUGCUGGCUUUGAGAUCUUUGAUUUUAACAGCUUUGAGCAACUUUGCAUCAACUUCACCAAUGAAAAAUUGCAACAAUUUUUCAAUCACCACAUGUUUGUCCUGGAGCAAGAAGAGUACAAAAAGGAAGGCAUUGAAUGGGUAUUCAUUGACUUUGGAUUGGAUUUGCAGGCCUGCAUUGAUCUCAUUGAAAAGCCCUUGGGCAUCUUGUCUAUCCUUGAAGAGGAAUGCAUGUUCCCAAAGGCUACAGACAUGACCUUCAAAGCUAAGCUCUAUGACAACCAUCUUGGCAAGUCACCCAACCUGCAGAAACCCAGGCCUGAUAAAAAAAGGAAGUACGAAGCACAUUUUGAACUCCUGCACUAUGCUGGAGUGGUCCCUUAUAAUAUCGUUGGUUGGCUUGAGAAAAACAAAGACCCACUCAAUGAAACUGUGGUGGGCACUUUUCAAAAGUCUUCCAACAAACUUCUUGCAAGCCUGUUUGAAAAUUAUAUUAGCGCUGACAGCGCUGAUCACAGUGGAGAGAAGAAACGCAAGAAAGGUGCUUCCUUCCAAACGGUGUCAUCAAUGCAUAAAGAAAAUUUAAACAAACUGAUGACUAAUCUAAGAUCUACAGCUCCUCACUUUGUGCGCUGUAUUAUUCCCAAUGAAACAAAAACUCCAGGUGUUAUGGACCCUUUCCUUGUCCUUCACCAGCUUCGCUGUAAUGGUGUCUUGGAAGGAAUUCGUAUUUGCCGCAAGGGCUUUCCAAACAGAGUUAUCUAUGCUGACUUUAAGCAAAGAUAUCGCAUUCUGAAUCCUUCUGCAAUUCCAGAAGACAAGUUUGUGGACAGCAGGAAAGCCGCUGAAAAAUUACUCGGUUCUUUAGAUAUUGAUCAUAACCAAUAUAAGUUUGGACACACAAAGGUCUUCUUUAAGGCUGGUCUCUUGGGACACCUGGAAGAAAUGAGGGAUGAGAGAUUAGCCAAGAUUUUGACACUAAUUCAAGCAAGAGCCCGAGGCAGAUUGAUGCGCAUUGAGUUCCAGAAGAUUGUAGAACGAAGAGAUGCACUGCUUGUGAUCCAGUGGAAUCUCCGAGCUUUCAUGGUUGUGAAGAACUGGCCUUGGAUGAAGCUUUUCUUUAAGAUCAAGCCCCUGCUGAAGUCUGCAGAAACUGAAAAAGAAAUGGCUAAUAUGAAGGAAGAGUUCCUGAAAUUAAAGGAGGCCUUGGAGAAAUCGGAAGCCAGGAGGAAGGAGCUUGAGGAAAAGCAAGUUUCCCUGGUGCAGGAGAAAAAUGACCUGCUCCUUCAGCUGCAGGCAGAGCAAGACACUCUGGCAGAUGCAGAAGAAAGAUGUGACUUGCUGAUUAAAUCCAAGAUCCAGCUAGAGGCCAAAGUCAAAGAGCUGACUGAGCGGGUGGAAGAUGAAGAGGAGAUGAACUCUGAGCUGACAUCCAAAAAGAGAAAGCUGGAAGACGAAUGCUCUGAGCUGAAGAAAGACAUUGAUGACCUUGAAAUAACGCUGGCAAAAGUUGAGAAAGAAAAACAUGCUACUGAAAAUAAGGUUAAAAACUUGACAGAAGAAAUGGCAGCACUUGACGAAACCAUCAGCAAGCUGACAAAAGAAAAGAAGUCCUUGCAGGAAGCUCAUCAGCAGGCUUUGGAUGACUUGCAAGCUGAAGAAGACAAAGUCAACACCCUGAGCAAAGCUAAAGUGAAACUGGAGCAGCAAGUAGAUGAUCUCGAGGGGUCUCUUGAGCAAGAAAAGAAAGUGAGAAUGGAUCUGGAAAGGGCCAAACGCAAACUGGAAGGGGACUUGAAGCUGACUCAAGAGAGUGUCAUGGAUUUGGAGAACGAUAAGCUGCAACUGGAGGAGAAGUUAAAGAAGAAAGAAUUUGAAAUCAGUCAGAUGAACUCCAAGAUGGAGGAUGAGCAGGCUAUAGUGAUGCAGCUCCAAAAGAAGAUAAAAGAGCUUCAGGCCCGCAUAGAGGAGCUGGAAGAGGAGCUGGAAGCAGAAAGAGCUGCCCGGGCAAAAGUGGAAAAGCAAAGAUCAGACCUGGCCCGAGAGUUGGAAGAGCUCAGUGAGAGGCUAGAAGAGGCCGGGGGCGCCUCUGCAGCCCAGCUGGAAAUGAACAAGAAGCGGGAGGCAGAGUUUCUGAAACUGCGACGGGACCUGGAAGAGGCCACGUUGCACUACGAGGCGACGGCUGCGACGCUGAGGAAGAAGCAUGCUGACAGCAUGGCUGAGCUUGGGGAGCAGGUGGACAACCUGCAGAGGGUCAAACAGAAACUGGAGAAAGAGAAGAGUGAGCUGAAGCUGGAAGUGGAUGACCUAUCAUCCAAUAUGGAACAACUGGUCAAGGGAAAGGCAAACGCAGAGAAACUGUGUCGCACUUUUGAAGACCAUCUCAAUGAGGCAAAGAGCAAAGUGGAUGAGAUGACCCGUUUAGUGAAUGAUCUCAGUACCCAAAAAGGAAAGCUGCAAACUGAGAAUGGUGAAUUUACAAGACAGCUGGAAGAGAAAGAAUCGCUUAUAAACCAACUUUCCCGAGGGAAGUUGUCUUUCACUCAACAAAUAGAUGAACUUAAAAGGCAGCUGGAGGAAGAGACCAAGUCCAAGAAUGCUUUGGCCCAUGCUCUGCAAGCUGCCCGCCAUGACUGUGACCUUUUGCGUGAGCAGUAUGAGGAGGAGCAAGAAGCUAAGGCAGAGCUGCAGAGGGCGCUCUCCAAGGGGAAUGCAGAAGUGGCACAGUGGAGAACUAAAUACGAAACGGAUGCUAUCCAAAGGACUGAGGAAUUGGAAGAUGCCAAGAAAAAGUUGGCAGCCCGUCUUCAAGAAGCUGAAGAAGCCAUUGAGGCAGCCAAUGCCAAAUGCUCAUCUCUGGAGAAGACCAAACACAGGCUGCAGAAUGAGCUGGAGGACAUGAUGAUUGAUUUAGAAAAGUCCAACUCAGCAGCAGGAGCCCUGGACAAGAAACAGCGUAAUUUUGACCGGAUUAUAGCUGAGUGGAAACAGAAGUACGAGGAGUCCCAAGCAGAGCUCGAAGGUGCCCAGAAGGAAGCUCGAAGCCUCAGCACGGAGUUAUUCAAGCUGAAGAACGCCUACGAGGAAAGCCUGGACAACCUGGAGACCUUAAAAAGGGAAAACAAGAAUCUCCAAGAGGAAAUUUCAGACCUAACUGACCAGAUCAGUGAAGGAAACAAGAACCUUCAUGAGAUAGAGAAAAUGAAGAAGCAGAGCGAGCAAGAAAAAUCAGAGGUCCAACUAGCUCUGGAAGAAGCUGAGGGGGCUCUGGAACAUGAAGAAAGCAAAUCAUUACGUUAUCAACUGGAACUUUCCCAAAUUAAAGCAGACUUUGAAAGAAAGCUGGCAGAAAAAGAUGAAGAAAAUGAAAACUUCAGACGAAACCAGCAGCGUACCAUAGACACCCUGCAGUCCACCUUGGAUUCUGAAGCCAAAAGUAGGAAUGAGGCCAUCCGACUGAAGAAGAAGAUGGAAGGAGAUCUCAAUGAGAUGGAAAUCCAGCUCAGCCAUGCUAACCGGCAUUCCUCAGAGGCAACAAAGACUGCACGCAUCCUUCAGGCUCAAAUAAAGGAUCUGCAAGUGCAGCUUGAUGAUUCAACUCACCUGACUGAAGACUUCAAAGAGCAGCUGGCUGUCACUGACCGACGUAACACCCUCCUCCAGUCUGAGCUGGAUGAGCUGAGGGCUCUGCUAGACCAGACAGAACGUGGCCGUAAAUUAGCGGAGCAAGAGCUGCUGGAAGCCACUGAACGUGUGAACCUUCUACACACCCAGAAUACCAGCCUGAUCAGCCAGAAAAAGAAACUGGAGACUGAUAUCACUCAAAUGCAAAAUGAAGUGGAGGAAGCCAUACAGGAGUGCAGGAAUGCCGAAGAAAAGGCCAAGAAAGCAAUCACAGAUGCUGCAAUGAUGGCUGAAGAACUUAAAAAAGAGCAAGACACCAGUGCUCACUUGGAACGAAUGAAAAGGAACAUGGAACAGACUAUUAAAGAUCUACAGAAGAGACUGGAUGAAGCAGAGCAAAUUGCUCUGAAAGGGGGAAAGAAGCAGAUUCAAAAGUUGGAAUCCAGGGUCCGUGAGCUGGAAAAUGAACUAGAGGCAGAAGUUCGACGUAAUACAGACUCUCAGAAAGGAGUCCGCAAAUAUGACAGGCGCAUCAAAGAGCUGACUUACCAGGCCGAGGAAGACAAGAAGAACUUGACAAGAAUGCAGGAUCUGAUUGAUAAACUGCAGCUGAAAGUGAAAAGCUAUAAGCAUCAAGCAGAAGAAGCUGAAGCUCAAGCUAACCAGUACCUUGCAAAGUACAGGAAACAGCAGCAUGAGUUGGAUGAUGCUGAAGAACGAGCUGAAAUAGCGGAAUCCCAGGUCAACAAACUCAGGACCAAGUCAAGAGACAUUGGCAUAAAAAAGGUUCAUGAUGAGGAGUAAACAUAUUGUGCCUUGAAUACUUGGUGGCUGAAAUGGCGCUUGCAUAGGGGGGCAUUCGUCCGAUGCUGAAGCAGAAAACAAACCAAC
This is a messenger RNA of Elgaria multicarinata webbii, 5880 nucleotides long. RefSeq names its product myosin heavy chain 15 (gene MYH15). Gene Ontology annotation, cellular component: myosin II complex; cytoplasm; myosin filament. The record is from RefSeq and is a predicted model, not a curated record. Bases 1 to 5793 code for a protein of 1930 amino acids. NCBI's taxonomy places the organism in Eukaryota, Metazoa, Chordata, Lepidosauria, Squamata, Anguidae. Gene Ontology annotation, molecular function: actin filament binding; ATP binding; microfilament motor activity. The transcript has 41 exons.